Molecule: messenger RNA, 573 nt
Organism: Ogataea philodendri
Lineage: Eukaryota; Fungi; Ascomycota; Pichiomycetes; Pichiales; Pichiaceae
Exons: 1
Coding region: 1-573 (190 amino acids)
Cellular component (GO): outer membrane
Source: RefSeq, a predicted model, not a curated record
AUGUCUGCUAACGAUUUCUACUCUUCGGGCCAACAGGGCACCUACCAACAACCACAACAGCAACAGGGCCAGCAACAGCAGGUUGGCGCUGACGGCGAGAGAGGCCUGCUCUCCACCGUCGUUGGUGGCGCUGCUGGUGCGUACGGAGGGUCCAAGAUUUCUGGCCAGCACUCCACGCUCGGAGGCAUUGCCGGUGGUCUGAUGGGCGCCUUCACUGCCAACAAGAUUGAGGACAAGUUUGAGAACUACGAGGAGGGUCGUCACCACGGCCAGCAGGGCGGAUUUGGCGGCGAGGGAAGACACGGCGGCCGCCACGAGGGUGGAUUUGGCCAGCAGGGCGGCUUCGGCGGCCAACAGGGCGGAUUCGGUGGUCCACAGGGCGGACCAGGAGGCUACGGUGAGCAAAGAGGCGGAUAUGGCCAACAGGGUGGCUUUGGUGGCCCUGGUGGACCAGGAGGAUUUGGAGGCCAGGGAGGACCUGGUGGGUUUGGUGGACCAGGCGGCCAAGGAGGACCAGGCGGGUUCGGCGGCCCUGGCGGGCAAGGAGGUCCCGGUGGCCGCGGAGGAUGGUAA